CACUAAUUUCGCACAGCUCUCUCUCUCUCUCUCUCUCUCUCUCUGCGAAGAGAAGAGAGCAAAGAAAACCAAAAUUGCCUUAUUAGGAAAAGAUCUGGUGGGCCCGCCCACAGCUUAGCAUUGCCUCUUACCCCAUUUUAUUAUUAUUAUUAUUAUUUAUUUAUUUUUCAAGGCUCAAUCCGUUACCGAAUGUGUACAUAUACGAAGUCCCAUAUAUACAACUUUGCAGCACAAUUUCACACUCACAAAAAUAGAGAGAGAAACCGAAGCUUUAAAAAUUCAUUCAGUCUCUCACUUCGGAUCAUAGCUGAUUUUUCUGGCAUGGGCUUGGAGGAAAGACCUAUGGAUCUACACAAGAAGAAUGACAAAACUGACCAAACAGGGACUAUAUGCGUGCAUGCCUUUUCUGAUCUAACCUAUAUUUCUCCAGUGGUAUUCUUAUACCUCCUGAAAGAAUGUUAUACUCAUGGCACAUUGAAGGCAACUACUAAGUUCCGAGCUCUUCAAAAUCAAGUUUAUCAAGUGCUGCAUAAUGAUCCGCAACCUGGACCAUCUACUUUUGUUAUUCAAUGUCUCUAUGUCUUGCCCAUAUUUGGCAUAUAUUGUGAAGGCUUCAGUCAUCUUAUAGUAUCUGCUCUACGUCGUUACCUUAAAUUAGCAACCAACCAAGCAGAUUCCUUGGAGGCAAAAGACCUUGCUGGUCAAUUAUUUCUUGAUAUUGUAGGGGGCUUUCUCAACCAUGAUGAGAGGAUUGUUGUAAAGAUUCUUGAAGUCUUUGAUGUCAAAUUAAUCAACAUUGGGAAAUUCAUGUGCCAUGCAAGGGAAAUGAAUGAUUCUAGCGGUGAUGCAGCAAAGAAAUUUGUUGAGCAAUACAUUUUUGGAUUGGUAGAAUCCCAGUCAUACAUGACAGCGGUCUCACUAUUAGAGCAAUUUUCCAUCCGCCAGUCUGGAAAGUCUUUUCUAUUUACUAUGCUACAGAGCAAAGAAUUCAAAGCUGCAGACAAGUGGGCAACAUUUAUGGGAAAACAAAUGUUAUGUGUACUUGUUCAGGAAUACAUUGAUAGGAACUUGCUAAAGCAUGCAUACGAUAUUAUAAAGAAAAACAAUCUCCGCCAGGAGUUUCCUGAUGUAUAUCACAAGUGUAAAGAAAGCUCACUGAAGAAGCUAGCAGAAAAAGGAUGUUGGGAAGUUGCAGAGGCAAAGACAAAUGGUGAUAGACAACUUCUUGAAUAUUUGAUUUAUUUGGCAAUGGAAGCUGGGUACUCAGAGAAGGUCGAUGAACUGUGUGAUCGAUACUCCCUUACCGGUUUUCUAGAUGUCAAAGUGCCUGAGGCAAGUCUUCUGCAAAAUCGUUUUCUGCAUCUUAAUGAGUUAGCUGUAGAAGAAAUCAUAUGGGUUGAUGAAGUUGAUGGUUUGUGUAAUGCAACGUGCCAUAUUGAGGGGUGUAAAGUCUUGGGUCUUGAUUGUGAAUGGAAGCCCAAUUAUGAAAAGGGGAGCAAACCAAACAAGGUGUCUAUCAUGCAGAUUGCUUCUGAUAAGAUGGUUUUCAUCUUUGAUCUGAUAAAGUUAUUCGAAGAUGUGCCUGACGUCUUAGACAACUGUCUGGCCCGCAUUUUGCAGUCCCCUAGCAUUCUAAAACUUGGCUAUAAUUUUCAAUGUGAUGUAAGGCAGUUGGCUCAUUCAUAUGGAGAUUUGGAGUGUUUCAAGCACUUUGAAAUGCUACUGGACGUUCAGAAUGUGUUUAAAGAACCUCGAGGUGGCCUAUCUGGGCUUGCAAAGAAAAUAUUGGGAGCUGGUUUGAACAAGACAAGACGUAAUAGCAACUGGGAGCAACGACCUUUGACUAAGAAUCAGCUAGAAUAUGCUGCUCUGGAUGCUGUCGUACUGAUUCACAUAUUCCGCCACGUAGGCAGUCAUUCUCCACCUGCUACUGGCACCGAGGGGCAUGAAAAAAUUGAGUGGAAAUCCUACAUUGUUUCCCAAAUGGAUAACAUCAAGAAGCCCAAAAAGGGAAUGAAAAGUAAAAAGCAGCCAAAAGAAGCUCAGAUCGAUGAGCAUUGUCAAUCAAGUUAGUGCAAUGUUGCAGAAUUUUCAGCCCCAAUUGCAUUAGUCCAUAGUAAUCUGUAAAUAUUUUCAUGUAGUUGAAGAAGGCACUGCCAUUUAGAACUGUUGCUGUAUAUAUCUGCAUGUUUAUAAUGGGUAUUUCUUUAUGAAAGAAUGAGAGUUCUUCCCUAUGCUAUUAAGUAUAUAUAAUCCGCUAUGUAACUUUUUCCCUGCUUCUACUUAAGAAAACAAAAUAUGUUGGUACAAAAUGUGAAAGGGAUGACAUGUUAGGGAACUGUCCAUCUUCUUCGCUGGUUGUGUUUGGGAACUGUUUUCCAUGGAAGGAAAUACACAGAACUAGGAAGCAUUUAUCUACUGCCUCCUUAUCCCCACUUUUUGAUGGGCACCUAUAUAUACUGCCCUUGUAUUUUGUUGAAAGAAAAACUCAAAGCUCGUUGGUUUCUAUUCUCAGGAACAUGUUAGGAAGUCAA
Quercus robur (English oak) is the source of this 2534-nucleotide messenger RNA. RefSeq lists its product as uncharacterized. NCBI's taxonomy places the organism in Eukaryota, Viridiplantae, Streptophyta, Magnoliopsida, Fagales, Fagaceae. Gene Ontology annotation, molecular function: 3'-5' exonuclease activity; nucleic acid binding. Gene Ontology annotation, biological process: nucleobase-containing compound metabolic process. Bases 190 to 2073 code for a protein of 627 amino acids. The record is from RefSeq and is a predicted model, not a curated record. The transcript is spliced from 11 exons.